Molecule: messenger RNA, 1947 nt
Organism: Glycine soja
Lineage: Eukaryota; Viridiplantae; Streptophyta; Magnoliopsida; Fabales; Fabaceae
Product: tRNA modification GTPase MnmE-like
Exons: 8
Coding region: 48-1694 (548 amino acids)
Biological process (GO): tRNA wobble uridine modification; tRNA methylation
Cellular component (GO): cytoplasm; cytosol
Molecular function (GO): GTP binding; GTPase activity; protein binding
Source: RefSeq, a predicted model, not a curated record
GACCAUACAGUAGCCUCAGCAAGACAGAAACCGAAACUCGAGCGGAAAUGGCUUCUUUCCGCGCCGUGCUUCGUCACACUCACAUAUACAUAAGCACGUUCAGCUGCUUCACUCCACCGCCGCGCACACCUACUAUGGCGUUAUUUUUAAGUCACGGCGCCACGCGGCACUGUCUUAUUCCCUCCAAACCCUCCAGAACCGUUAAAUCCCGAGCCAGUUCAGACAACUACAACUUAGUGUUGAAGAAAGACGAGCGCUUGGGAACUGGAGAAUGCGUUGACGAGGUUGCAAGUGGGACCACAAUUGCGGCCAUCGUAACUUCCGUGGGAGGCCCACCUGCCGCCGUCGGAAUCGUUCGACUUUCGGGCCCGGGCGCGGUGUCCAUCGUGGGCCGAUUGUUUCGGCCCGCAAGGAAGACGUGGCGGCCCGCCAGCCACGUCGUCGAAUACGGCGUCGUCUUGGACUCCGACGGCAACGUCAUCGAUGAGGUCUUGGCGGUGCCGAUGCUGGCCCCGAGGUCGUACACGCGCGAAGACGUGGUUGAGCUUCAGUGCCACGGCAGCGAAGUGUGUCUGCGCCGCGUGCUUAGGACUUGUUUGGAAGCCGGAGCAACACUCGCUCAACCAGGCGAGUUUACUCUUCGCGCUUUUCUUAACGGUCGAUUAGAUCUCUCCCAAGCCGAAAACGUCGCGAGAUUAAUCGCCGCGAAAUCUGUGGCUGCUGCAGAUGCUGCAUUGGAAGGAAUCCAGGGUGGUUUCUCUUCUCUUGUCAGAUCAUUGAGGAGUCAGUGCAUUGAAUUGCUCACUGAGAUUGAAGCUCGUUUGGAUUUUGAUGAUGAGAUGCCACCACUGGAUUUGAAUCUGACUAUGGAUAAAAUCCAUAACAUGUCAAGAGAGGUUGAGAAUGCGUUGGAAACGGCAAAUUAUGAUAAGCUUCUGCAAUCUGGAUUACAGAUAGCAAUUGUUGGGCGCCCAAAUGUUGGCAAGUCAAGCCUUCUUAAUGCAUGGAGCAAAAGUGAGAGGGCAAUAGUUACUGAAAUUGCUGGAACCACUCGUGAUGUGAUUGAAGCAAGUAUCAGUGUCAGUGGCAUUCCUAUAACCCUUCUUGAUACAGCAGGCAUCAGGGACACGGAUGACAUUGUGGAAAAGAUUGGUGUAGAGCGAUCUGAAGCAGUUGCUAGGGAUGCUGAUUUAAUUAUCAUGACUGUGAGUGCUGUUGAAGGGUGGACAUCUGAAGACACCAAACUUCUUGAAAGGAUUCAAUCUACUAAGGGAUCAACUGGAUCAUCCACCCCAGUCAUCCUUGUGGUCAACAAGAUAGACUGUAAACCUUGUGCUGAGACCAAAUGGGACAAAGGAUGCCAGAGUCAUAUUUUCAGUAAACGUGUGUUUACAUGUGCAGUUACUGGUCAAGGAUUGCAUGACUUAGAGAGGGCAGUAUUACAAAUUGUGGGUCUUGAAGGCAUUCCUGCUGGGGGUCGCAGAUGGACUGUCAAUCAGAGACAAUGUGAACAACUUGUUCGGACUAAGGAAGCACUUGCAAGGUUACAAUCAUCAAUAAAGGAGGAACUGCCUCUGGAUUUUUGGACAAUUGAUUUGAGGGAUGCGGCAUUGUCCCUUGGACAGAUAAGUGGAGAAGAUAUAUCGGAGGAGGUUUUAUCAAAUAUAUUUGGCAAGUUCUGUAUUGGUAAAUAGAAAGGGUCCCAAUAUGUGCUUGGUGAUUUUUAGCUAGUACAUCUCCCAUGGAUUUAAGCCGUGGUGAUCAGUUUUGAUGUAUAUUUCUCAUACCGGUAUUAUCACGUGAAUUGUUGAAUUAAUUUUAGAGUACAACUGCAAAUGAAGUGAUCAAUAUUCAGUAGGCUAAUCCACCGAAGCGAGUUUUUAAUUCGUCUAAUAGAAUUUGGGACAUCAUUGUUUCAUGGUAUCCAUAAAUCAUUUCAUUGAUUCA